Cutaneotrichosporon oleaginosum is the source of this 2186-nucleotide messenger RNA. RefSeq lists its product as uncharacterized. Gene Ontology annotation, biological process: protein insertion into mitochondrial outer membrane. Gene Ontology annotation, cellular component: outer membrane. Lineage: Eukaryota; Fungi; Basidiomycota; Tremellomycetes; Trichosporonales; Trichosporonaceae. The record is from RefSeq and is a predicted model, not a curated record.
CUCACCAUCAAAAUGGACGCCAACGCUGAAGGCGGCCCGCCCAAGGCCGAGGUCGCCGAGGUCGGCGUAGAGUUCACGCCGCCUCCGGGACCCCCGCCGUCCGCGCCGCCCCAGGUCGUCGAGCCUGCGCAGCCUGAAGAAGCGCCCGUGCUGCCACCCUCGGCCGCCGCGCUCUUCGCUUCGGCCCGCGGCGACCGGCUCAGGCAAGCUGCGGAGCGGCGCAUCCCGGAGCACCGCGAGGCUGUAGGGACUGCGCCUGAGGCUUCCGCAGCUGCCGACCCCGCUGCUCCCCCCGCGCCUGCACCUUCACCCGAGCCUGCCGCAUCCGCUCCUCCUUCUGACCUGCCUGCCGCCGACAUCCCAGCUCCUCCUCCCGCGCCGGCUUCCGAAGUGCCCUCCGAGGCUCCUGUCGAGGAGACGCCAAAGAAGAAGACGAAGAAGACAAAGAAGGCUAAGAAGGAGAAGGCGGAGCCAACGAUCGCCGUCGCCGCCGAGGUCGACGUCCCCCCCGCCGCAAUCCCAGACGAAGAACCCAUCCCGCCGCCGCCGCCUCCUCCGCCCCCGAAACCCACCCUGUCGCCUGAGGACGAGGCGCGCAUCGAGGCGCAGCUGCGGCGUGACCUGGCGGCCUCGCCAAGCCAGCUCGAUCCGCCGCUCGCGGGCUCGAUCUUCCGCUCCGCACAGGAGCCGGGGUACGACCGUCCGCUGGGGGAACAGGACGCCGAGAAAGUGGCGGCAUGGCAGGAGGAGGAGUUUCAGCGCCGCUUGCGUGGCGAGUACGAGUCGGCGCAGCGCAGCGUUGGCGACGUCGUUUGGAGCAGCAUGGAGCGUCCGAUGCGCGUGACGUCGAUCCGGCUGAGUCCGCCGCCGCCGACCACACGCCGCGACUUCCUCGACGCCAUGCUCCGCCCCUUUCUCCAGCCGACGUGGCCGGCGUGGCUGUACAACGUCCCGCCGAAGGGCGAGACGCUACACGAGGUGCUCAUGGGCACGAAGUAUAUGCUUGCGCACAUCGACCAGCUGGGCGUCUUCGACGCAGCGCAUACUGGCAUCCGCCUCGAGCCGAGCCCGUCAGGCAACCCGGACGAGCUUGAGCUUGUGCUGAGUCUGCGCGAGCGCGGGCGCCUGUUCCUAAAGGCCGGAACGGAGUUUGGUGGCAACGAAGGUGGUGGUAAUGUGACUGCGCGCAUCCGCAAUGCCCUUGGCGGCGGCGAGGCGCUCGAAGUCAACGCGAGCCUCGGCACGAAAACCCGCUCUGCGUACCAGGCAUCGCUUUCAGUCCCCGUCCUCGCAUCGCCGUACCUCAACUUCCAAGUGUCGGCGUUCUCGCUCGACCGUGACAACACGGCAUUCGCAAGCCACCGCGAGCUCUCGCAGGGCGGGCGGCUCAAGCUCGCUGCGCUGACACCAUGGGGCAACCACGACCUCAUGUACGAAUAUGUCUCGCGCGAGAUAGGGCAUCUGCAGCCCAAGGCGAGUGUAUCUAUCCGCGAGCAGGCAUUGCCUUCGACCAAGUCGGCCAUCUCGCACACAUGGGUCAGCGACACGCGUGACGACCCAUGGUGUGGCACCGCCGGGCGGCUGCUCAAGGCGACUCAUGAAUACGCCGGGUUGCCGGGUAGCUCUGAGCUGGCGCACUUCCUCAAAUCGACGACGCAAAGCCAGGCCUCGCGCCCCAUCUUCCCAGGAUCCAAUGUCUUCGUCUCGGUCUCCUCGUUCACGUCCAUCCUCUACCCCCUCUGGAAGGGCGAGGGCAAGACGUACCUUCCAGACCGGACGUUCCUGGGCGGCCCGAACUCAGUACGCGGCUUCAAGGUCGGCGGGCUGGGCAUGAGCGACAAGGCGGACAGCCUGGGCGGCGACCUCGCAUACGCGCUCGGCGUAAGCAUGAUCGCGCCGAUCCCGAAGAAGGAGAGCUGGCCCCUCAAGCUCCACACGUUCCUCAACAUGGGCAAGGUGUUGCGAUAUGACCAGACACGCAACUUCGCCGAAAACAUUGCCAAGCUCUACACGUGUCCGUCGCUGUCGGUCGGCGUGGGUUUGCUAUACCGAUUCGACCCGCUUCGUAUCGAGCUCAACUUCUCGAUGCCGAUUAUCGCGCGCAAAGGCGAGCGCCUGGGGCGCGGCCUCAGCGUCGGCGUCGGUGUCGAAUUCUUGUAGACCAUGCAUGCACCUAUCACUGCCAC